AUGGGAUUUUGGAUAAAUCUUUUACUUUUUGUAAGCGGUUCUAUUGUGUUGUACUUCAUUAAACAGUAUUUUAAUGGAGGAAUAUGCACUUUGAAGAAAGAUAUUUCAAAUAAAAUCGUAAUUAUUACAGGAGCUUCAGGAGGAAUAGGAUUAGAAAUAGCAAGAUGUUUAGCAGCGAUGGGAGGAACUAUUAUAUUUGCAUGUAGAGAUGCUCAAAAAACUCUUGAAAUUAUUGAAGAAAUAAAAAAAGAAACUGAAAAUGAAAAACUAGAAUAUAUUCCUUGCGAUUUAAGUAAAUUGGAUUCUGUAAAUUAGUUUUGCUUACUAUUUAAGAGGAGGUUUAGCUAGGUUGAUAUCAUUAUCAAUAAUGCAGGUACUAUGAAGAAUAGAUAUGAUAUAAGUGAAGAUGGUUACGAAAUGAAUUAUGCAGUUAAUCAUUUGGGACAUUUUGCUCUCACAUAUUAACUGCUUGAUUUGAUUAGAAGAAAUCCUAGAUGUAGAGUUAUCAAUGUUUCUUCUUCAUCUCAUUCUAAAAUUGACGAAAUAGAUAUAGGAAAACUCUCUGAUGAAGAUUAUUUUGACCCCUAUUUUUCUUAUUACAGAACCAAACUUUGUAAUUUGUUAUUCACUAAAGAGCUAUAAAGAAAAUUAGAAAAAGUAGGUGCUAAGGUAGUUGCAGUUCAUCCUGGUACAGUUAGAAGUAAUUUAAUCGAUGAAAUUCUUGAUGAUAGUAAGUUUUAUAAACUUAUAUUUUACCUUAUAUAUCCUAUAUACUGGCUCUUUACCAAAGAUACCUUUUAAGGAGCUUAAACUAUACUCUACUGUGCUUUAGAAAAGCAUGAGAGACUUAAAGAAGGUGGAUAUUAUAGCGAUUGUGAGUUAAAUACUCCUUCAGAAUUAUCAGAAAAUAAAGAGUUAGCUAAAUAGUUAUGGGACGAUAGUGCUGUUGCUUUAGGAUUUAUUUGA
Messenger RNA from Tetrahymena thermophila SB210, 966 nucleotides. RefSeq names its product oxidoreductase, short chain dehydrogenase/reductase family protein. NCBI's taxonomy places the organism in Eukaryota, Ciliophora, Oligohymenophorea, Hymenostomatida, Tetrahymenidae. The transcript has 3 exons. The record is from RefSeq and is a predicted model, not a curated record.